AUGCAAGGGGUCUGGUGUUCCAAUUGCAUAGACCCCUUCAGACAGGAGGAUGGGGGUGCUUUACGCGUCCUCAGGCCUGGCAACGCGCGUCCUCUUUGGUCUGAGAGUAGGCAUUUCCGACGAGUUACCGAGGCUCGGCGCCGGGAACUGCUCAUCUCCUGGCAACCCGGGCGGAAAGAGCAUCCUGGCACGGGCCCACCCCAACCCCCCUCGUCUGUUCCGUGCUCACGCCGGCGCCAGACGGGCUUAUGGCCGUCGGGCGGUGUGACGUCCGGAUGGGUUGCAGAAGACCUUGAGCAGACGGUCUCAGAAAGCUGGUACCACGUCGCCAAGGCGGAUCCGCCUUUAAGUGGGCACUAA
Molecule: messenger RNA, 360 nt
Organism: Protopolystoma xenopodis
Lineage: Eukaryota; Metazoa; Platyhelminthes; Monogenea; Polystomatidea; Polystomatidae
Source: the annotation of a GenBank genome assembly